AUGGAAAACCAAUUAAAACUUAAACUUAAGAAGAAGGAAGAAGAGAAGAGGAGAAAGGAGGAGGAAGAAGCAGAAAGAAAGAAAUUUGAAUGGGAGCUGAUAGAGAGGCAGAAAAAGAACAAAAAAAUAAACAGAAGUUCGGACAAAAUUAUAACGCAAUCAACAAUCAUUGAAGAAAAAGAAGAAGAAGAAAACCAAAAGGGAGAUGAGAGUAGUAGGAGGGAGGAUACGGAAUGGAAGGUAAUCACCAAGGGAGAUGAAAUUACAGGUGGAGGAAACAAAACGGGAGGGGGAGAGUCGCUGUUUAUUAACACGGGUGACAAAAAUUUUUCGGACGUCUUGAAAAACAUUAAAAACGUAGUAAAUGUCGAGAAAAUAGGCGUUAAAGUCGAGACCGUCCGGAAAACGGGAGGGGGGGACCUCCUAGUAAAAAUCAAGGGCCAAGGGGCGGCCGAAAGAUUAAAAGAAGAAAUAAAAAGUAGAAUUGGGACAAAAAUGGAUAUGACGGUGAAGAGGAAAGAAUCAGUCUUCACCGUCAUGGAGGUAGACCCUUCGAUCACUCCAUCAGAACUAAAGGAGGUCGUCUGUGAGUGGACCGGAAUCGAUAGGGAAGAAAUAGAGGUGAGAGGUAUGAGGGAGAGCAGGGGAGGCGGACAGACGGCCACCCUAGCAAUAAGAGAAGAAAGAGCGGCCGCCCUUAGAUCUGCCCAGAAGAUAAAGGUUCAUUGGCAGUAUUGCUCCGUAAAGGAGAGGUUUACCCCCCUUAGGUUCUACCGUUGCCUGGAAUAUGGCCACAGCACCUACAAUUGUAGUGGCAAAGAUCGAAGUAGGUGCUGCUUCAAAUGCAUUAAAGAGGGACACCGGGCACAAGAGUGCCAAAAUGAGGCGUGGUGCCUCUCUUGUGAUGAUAAAGGCAACAGGACGGACACGAUGGCGUGCCCUAAACACACAAACAUAGUAUUUGGUAAAUAG
This is a messenger RNA of Diorhabda carinulata, 972 nucleotides long. RefSeq lists its product as uncharacterized. The transcript is spliced from 2 exons. The record is from RefSeq and is a predicted model, not a curated record. The coding region runs from base 1 to 972 and encodes 323 amino acids. Gene Ontology annotation, molecular function: nucleic acid binding; zinc ion binding. NCBI's taxonomy places the organism in Eukaryota, Metazoa, Arthropoda, Insecta, Coleoptera, Chrysomelidae.